AUGAAGCUAUUCGCGAUAUUACGUUUAUUCAUUCUCAUUUUACCGUGUGUAUUCCAGCAAGUCGGCGCUAGCUCGCCGACUACUGCUCAACGGCUAGAAGACGCGUCGCAAUGUGCCAUCAAAUGUUUCUCGCAAUUCGUUGAUGAGCCGACAUUUUCGACAGACAACAAAGAGCGAAUAUGCGAUGAUCACAGACUCAGCAAUACGGUAGCCAGCUGUAUCCACACAGCAUGCCCGAUACGAGACUUAUUCGAUUUUCUCAAGCUUGAGCAGACAAAUUGCGGCAGACCAGAGCUCGACAAUGAUCACAACAUUAGGGGUAUCAAUUACACGAUCCUUGGCAUAGCGGUGUUUUCUAUCGUCCUUCGAACUGUCACGAAAUCGUAUCGCUUUUCACAAUGGGGUGCUGACGAUUACCUCAUCAUCGCGGCCUCGGUCUUUACUGGAGUUCAAUGCAUCAUUAUGGGCUUGAUGACAUUUGCAGGCUUGGGCCGGAAUAUCUGGACACUGGACGACAGUACGAUUACCACGUUCCACAUAUACCUCCUCGUCGUUCAAUACGCCUACGUCCUAAGUCUCUGUCUCAUCAAACUCUCAAUACUGUAUUUCGUCCUCCGAACAUUCCCAGACCCAAAAUUCAGAUUGAUCAUCAAGUGCACCAUCGCCUUCAACAUCGUCACGACUAUCAUCGUCACCAUAUGCGGCGCACUGCAGCGACAGCCAAUUCACUUGCUCUGGGAUGGAUGGAAGGAGUAUCCACCUCGCGGGAUCACACUCAAUAUCCCUGCAAUUAUCUUCUUUCACGCUGGCGUCAACAUUGCUCUUGAUAUUUGGAUGUUUGCGCUGCCAUUGACGCAAUUGUAUUCUCUGGGGCUUCAACCAAAAAAGAAGGCUGGCGUUAUGGUGAUCUUUGGCGUUGGAAUAUUUCUCAUUGCAGCCAGCUGUAUCCGCAUCCCUUAUCUACUCGAUUUCACAAGAACAUUGAACGCAUCAUCCGACGCACAAGGCUUCGUCGUAUGGUCCAAUAUCGAAAGUGGGGUAGGCAUCUUGGUAGCCUGUAUGCCUCACAUGCAGCCAAUCUUCCGCGCUAUCGCAGCACGAGCACGGUCAUGGAACAUUCUACCCAAAAGCUCGAGCAGUAGCACAGAGGGAAUUUUUGUUCAAAGAUCUCUGGCGACUAUCAAGAUGUCGCGGACUGAUGGAACUACUUUGGUUGAACCGGAUGACUUGGUCCUGCAUGAUACGGGGGGUUUGUUGAGCGAACCUAGUCCGGCGAAGGUUGAUAGAAAGUUUGGGAGUGUGAGCGAGACAGGGACAUCCAGAUGA
This is a messenger RNA of Fusarium mangiferae, 1326 nucleotides long. RefSeq lists its product as uncharacterized. The coding region runs from base 1 to 1326 and encodes 441 amino acids. The transcript has 8 exons. NCBI's taxonomy places the organism in Eukaryota, Fungi, Ascomycota, Sordariomycetes, Hypocreales, Nectriaceae. The record is from RefSeq and is a predicted model, not a curated record.